AUGUCGUCCUCGAGAAUGCCUCCGCAGUCGCCCGCCUCCCCAUCUCCUCACUUUGAAAGAUUAUCUCGUCGGGGCUCUAUCGCUAGCCAGUCCACCACUUCGCAGGCCGACAAGGAACAGCUGGCCCAAGCUCUCGACAAGAUUCACAACUCUGCAAGCCAAUCCGACAUCUUGACAACCUUCAACGACUUCGGGCCACCUCCUACGGCUGCAGCUCCCGUCGUUGAACCAAAGGGGACGGCUAGCGAUCUAGUACAGCAAGGGCUGAGCGGUUUUUACUCGAGGCUCAAGGAAGCUGUUGGUGUUGGUGGGAAAGCUACCGCGACCGAAUUAGAGGGGGGAACCAGCCAUGAUGGGGUGCCUUCAAAGAACAGUACACGCCCAACGCACACACGUUCCAAGUCCUCUGUCUCGAGCCUUCCGAGAGGCGAGAGCGGAUCUACGAACACAACAGUCAACUCCAUACUGUCUGAGAUACCUACAAUCGCCGCAAACACCUCGGGCGGCAUAACGUCAGAUAAGGCAUUACCUUCCUCGAAAGCAUCAUCCAUCACUACUUCGACAUCCGCAUCAACUGCAAAAUCUGCUACAGCGACCCAAAGUCUCUCAAAGGUGGGCAGGGCACCAGCGCCUGCUGUGGUCGACACAGCCAUAGCAUCUGGCGCUGUAGGAUUGUAUAGCGAGCCUUUGCGGGACCCAGGAGGGCCACGUACUUCAGAAGAGCUUGCAUCUCCUACAAAUGGCAGGAGACGACCUGCCAGAUUGAACGAGUCUCAUGUGCCAAGCUAUUCCGCUGGAUCUAACACCUAUGAUGGUCCUACCGAGCGAAAGAGCAACGAUAUCCCAGGUGUGGCUUCUGCUUCUCUUCGAUCUGCUAAGGAUGACGGCCCAAGUCAGUGCAGCUAUCCCGAUGCGAUACACAGCCCAGUAAAAAGCACAGGGCCAUAUCGUACGUCGAAUCACAAUGGCGCCAAUCCGUUGUCUGUGAUCGGAGUACACGGUGCAAGUGCCAAAUUGCAUGAUGACUUGAAAUCGCCCUCCGCUAUCAACCAGCUAAAUGUAGGAGGGACGCCUGGCGGUUUUCACCCUCUCUCUUCGGCAUCAGAACGGACCUUUGUGGAAGCUAGCCCAAUCACAACAUCUGCCCAUAUCAUGGUAAACCACGAUUCGUUCGCGCACGAUACGAGACCUCAGAAGCUACCGUCAGGACAAGUACGGAUCAACGGAACAACGGCAACGGAUGGCACAAGUGAAAGCGUCAGUGCACGUCUGGAACUUAUGAGAAAGCAGAUCCUAGGCAAAGAGUUCUGGAUGGCCGACGAGACCUGCAAAGAGUGCUUUCAAUGUGGCGACCCAUUCUACGCUUUUCGCCGAAAGCACCAUUGCCGGACCUGUGGUUGGAUAUUUGACUCGAAGUGUACAUCAACCAUAUCCGGAGAGAAGUUUGGCGUUCCAGGCAGUUUGAAGGUCUGCAUGAAAUGCCUGGAUGUCAUCAACAGCAGAUACGAGGGUGGCUCGGACGAUUCUGGUGAUGAUGAUCCUCGUUUGACGUCUCUUCUUCAGUCAAACACACAAAAAUCCACGGCUGCCACAGCAAAGCUGAAGACGGACGACGAACGCAGCAUGUCCGAGAGGACCGAUGAGAUAGACGACGGACGAUCGACGACAACCCCAAUGAUGGCCAUUCCUGCAGCCCGGCGGCUGGGAGAUCCUUCCAAUCGAAAUUCGGCGAUCCUAGAAAUCGGUGCGUCGCAGCUCAGCCGACCGAGCUCGUCUCGCUCUCUCAAGUCAAUGGCCUCUGUGCGACCGACUUCAUCAGGUCACGUGCGCCAUCACUCGAAGCACAACCUUCUCUGGAAUAGCAAAUCAACCGCAGAAGACAGAGUACCGUUUCGCAAAGAUUUGUCCGAUGAGAUGAACCGCAGGUCGAAACUACCUGCCUUUCACGAUGACAACAUUAUCGACCCAGAGCUCGCACCGUACAUGUCUGACGAGUCGAGCGGGGACGAACAGAUGGGACUUUUCAGCACGUUGGCGAGCAAAGACAUGAUCUCUUCAAGCAUCGAUCCCGAAAGGUCCAAUUUUGGCCCAUUCCUGAGCGUUGGCCGGAAGCACCGUUCUCGCCAAGGCGAAAAGAGUAUCAGUGGCUUAAGUUUCACGAGCCGGGGAGUGGAUGAUGGCGUAGGCUCGCCAAGUGUUGCUAGCCACUCACGGGCAACGGGAAGGCGCAGGAAUAUGAGCUCCGCCAGCAUUGCUGCUGGCCAGCAUCAUCUUCGGUCACCACGCUCCAAACUGGGUGGAUACAAGGGCCCUUCGAUAUCGAACGAGACGUUGAGUAUGCUCGAUGUUUUUGGUAGCAUUGAUGCCAAGGCUGCCCGGCCAUCAACAGCAAAGUCCGAACCGACAAAGUUGAAUGAGCCGAGCAUCAAGCAUACGAGAAAGCUGUUUAGACAACUUUUGGACGACGCUGCAAUUCCGAAUCCGUUAGCAUGGGAGAAGGCUCUUAUUCCUAUAUUGCGACGGUGUGCUGCUGAGGUAGACCCAAACACACGUGAAGGAGAUCGCAUGGACAUUCGACAUUAUGUCAAACUGAAAAAGAUCCCUGGAGGCAAGCCGAGCGACAGUAGCUACGUGUCGGGCGUGAUCUUCACGAAAAACCUUGCCCUCAAGAGCAUGCCACGGCGAAUUGCAAACCCUCGAAUCUUGAUUGUUUCUUUUCCGGUCGAAUACCAGAGACAGCAAGAGCACCAGUUUAUGAGCCUUGAGCCGGUCAUGUCACAGGAGAAAGAGUUUCUGAAAAUGGUGGUUGCCCGUAUCCGAAGCCAUGAGCCAGAGGUUGUUCUUGCUCAACGAAAUGUGGCUGGCUUGGCUCUGCAAUCGUUAGCAGAGGCCGGCAUUGCCGUCGCAUACAACGUCAAGCCAUCUGUCAUCGGGGCCGUCUCUCGAUUUACCGGAACGCCGAUCAUUUCUUCGAUGGACAUGCUAUCUUUGCCUAUCACAGUUGGGCGAUGUGCUGCUUUCGAGGUUAAGACCUUCGUGAACAACGACAUUCCUGGCCGAAAAAAGACGUACAUUUUUGUGUCAGGCUGCAAGAAGUUCCUUGGCUGUACGAUAGCUCUACGCGGUACAUCGACUGAGCUUCUAUCACGCAUGAAAAAGAUCACUGAGUUCAUGGUAUACGUUGUCUACAACCUGAAACUAGAGUCCUGCCUCUUGAACGACAAGUCUGUCAAGACAUCCUACGACAUCGAAAGUACGAGCCUGCCGUCUGCUACGAAGCAGCCCCCGACCGUUGAGAGCCUGUUGUCCGUUGACGGGCCUGAAAACCCAAGCCAAGAGACUCCGAUUACAACCACGACCGACGUUGAUGCUGAUCCCCUUGCAAUGGCACGAAGUGGCCCCAUUUCGAUGGGGCAUGCUGAAACGUGUCUGCUGGCGGAUGGAGAACAGUCUCGUCAACUUUCAGAGAGUACAAUUUCUGCCGAGAGUCUGCAAGGAACGGGAGACCGACAGCUGCCUGAAGAUGUGCCGGCACCAACCUUUUACAGCGACAUGGUAGAGAAGUACAAGACAAAAAUUCUUUCGGCAUCGCCGUUUGUCAAGUUCACGCAGCCAUAUCUUCUCGUGAAGGCCCGUGAACAAGAAACACGGCUUCUCUAUCUCAAGCGACUGCGUGACCAAGACAUCCACGAAGAGAAGGGCGGAUCAGAAGACAAUACACCACAGCAGCAAUUCCAACUGAUCAAUCCGAAAAUGGUGCACGAAAUUGGCCAGAAGGCGCCGCGAUUGGUGAUGGAGGUGCUCCACGCCGUCCACGAUGCAGAGUACGACAAAGCGUUGUAUGCAUACCAGACGCAAACGCGGCAGUGGGAGAACUACCUCCAAGUAAAUCUAGACCUCUUCGAUCCGCAUUCACACCAAAAUAUUGUCGUUCUCUACUCAGUGACCUGCACGGAAACCAAGAUCCCGUGUACCGAACCUGGGCUGGUCGGUUUCUCCUACUACAAUGAGGUUGAUGAUCCAUUGAGUGCAAUGAGCCCGGAUGCCACUCUGGGCAUGUAUAUACAGGAUCUGUGUGAUGGCGCCGAGGCACUGUGCAAUGCCAACGGAUGCGACCGACCUUUGUGGCAGCACCAUCACACUUACGUGCACGGCGAGGCCCGCGUCACCGUCUUUGUCGAGCCAGAAGCGAGACUUCCAUCUAGUCCAGAGCCACCAAGCGAAAAGGAGGAGUUGGGGGAGGACGAGGAAGAUCCCAUCUACGUGUGGAGUUAUUGCAAAAUCUGCAGACGGGACCUCAGAGUCAAGCGGCUUUCUGAAAGUGGGUGGAAAUACUCGUUUGGCAAGUAUCUAGAACUCUUAUUCUGGAACCAGUUUCUUCGAUUGGACGAGGAUACGAAGUGCUUGCACGACUGCCACAAAGAGCAUAUUCACUACUUCAACUACCGAGGCUCUUCUGUGCGGAUUCACUACGACCCCAUUGACCUACUCGAGGUUGUUGUUCCUAGGGCACGGAUCACCUGGAAGGUAGACCAUGAUCUAAAGCUGAAAAACACCAUCUUCCUGAAGAUGCAAGAGCGCUGGGUUCGGUUUAUCACGUCUUUGAAUAACAGAAUCAAAAGCAUCCGCAUCGACAGUGUCCUGCCAGAAAAGGUAGAGAGCUGCAAGGCUGAGGUGGAGCGGCUUGCCAAGAAAGCCCAGGAGGAUCAUCCUCGAUUGAUCCGGGAAUUGCAGCAAGCCUACAUGCAGUCUAAACACUACGAAAUCAUCCCGUUGAAUGCUGCCAUGCGCUCGAUGGCACUGAAGAUCACUGAAUGGGAUGCAACGUUUGCAAAAUUUGAGGCGGACUUCUUAUCCGACAAAGACGUGCGGCAGUUGACCGUGAUGCAACUCAGGAAGAUGUUUACCGACAGCGAGUCAAAGGAGUCUCUUCCGGCUAUAGACGGAACUUCUGUUGCUUCCCUUGUAUCCGAGUCUGAGAAUAAAAGCUCUGUGGUGCCGACAACGCAGAGCUCGGUGGGGGGUACCGACUCCAAGCCAGAAGAGUAUUCCGCCCUGUCGACUGUCGAGGAACCGGCCAUCCUCGCAGGGGCAGCGGUAACGACCAAGUCGCCGCUGGAAGCAGAGGGAGAGCGAGCACCGGAGCAGCUGGUUGAGGCCGAGCUCGAGCUAGCCUCAUCCGAACGGCAGGCAGAUGAAGCUCCAGGACAAGUGGAAGCACCCGAGGCGACAGCACAGACAUCACCGACGCUGACUAAAACUUCGAUUGAGAUGGAGGCUAGCACUUGUGACAGCGAGGUUGCAGCAGUUGAUGCGGCUGACGCAGCUGACGAAGUUGAAACGAGCGCCGGGGCUGCCGUCGUCGAUGGUUCUCGAAAAUCAAUGUCUACAAGCAGUAGCCAAGAACUGCCAGGCAAAAGCACCGGCAGAACCUCGUCUCCGGCUUCAUCUUCAGUCAUGACAGGAUCGUCGCGCCCGAACAAAUCUGGUCGUCCUGGUCCUGGUCAAAUGUCACCGCAGACUCUGACGGAAAAGGUCGAACAACUCCGCAGGGAGUUCAAGUCACAGUCAGCCGAGGGCAGUCAGACAACACAGAUGUCCGGCAACAACAGUUCGCAGGCGCGGCAUGCUGCCGACUAUCGUGGAGCUUCUCGCAAGACAGGUUCGAAGGUGUCGCCUCCCAUGAUCCGGACAGCUUCGCAGCCUGUCGGUGCUGUCCCCCGGAUCAACUCUGGGCUGAGCAGGCAGGCGUCGGUGAAAGAUGCGAAGGCGUUGACGUCUGAGGGUGGACAAAGCGGCAACGGGGGGGAGGCGCAGAAACAUGCAAUGGACGUCUUGGGCAAGGUGGACAAGAAGUUUACAGAUCGUAUCGGAUUGAGCGCGCUGAAGUCGCACAGAAAGCCCGGGCAAUCGGCAAUUCCCCGAUUUGUGCACAAGAAGAAGGAGACCAAGGUGACCAAUCUUGCGAAGCAACUGACUCGCGAGUUUGAAAAGGAGAGAAACCGGGAGCGCAUGCGGGCGGCAAAAAUGCAACACCAGCCACAGUCCUACUUUCCCCGGUCAUCAGUCCGGGCAAUCGUGGAGGUCUACGAGGACAUCAACCAGGCGGUGCAGGAGCCGGAGCCGACGGAUGGCGAGCAGCUAUUUGCUUCGCAGCACAGCGAGGGUCGGCCAGAAGACAAGCACCCGGAGACGGGAGAGAUGGGAGAGGCUGGAUUGGGACCCGCGGCGACAGCUGCUCCUCGGACAGACGAAGUGGACGUGGCGGACCAGAGCGGCCAGCCGUCUUCGGAGCCACGGUCACAACAGCUGUCGGAAAGCACGGCUGAAACGGCUGCGACGGAGGACCAGGACCACGAGCACAAGCACACCGAAAGCGCGGCAGGGUCGGACGGCGAAGGCGGCAGCGAUGCGGACCAGUCGUUGGAGGACAUCCUGCCGGAUGUAGAGACGAUAGCCGAACAUCUCGAGCCAAGCGGCACGGUUCCGGCGGAGCUUCAGAAAGACAAGAAGUCGACCCUGAUGAAGAUGCUGGGCAACUUCUGGGCCGAGCGAUCAGCAACCGGAUGGCCGCCGCUGGACUACCCUCUCAAUGCGUCAGACCACAUAUUCUUCGACUCGGACGUGAUUGUACGGGAAGACGAGCCGAGCUCGCUGAUCGCGUUUGCGCUGAGCUCUGAGGAUUACAUAAGCAAGCUCAGGGUCAUCCAGCAGCAAGGAAGGAAGGCAACGCGGCGGCAGAUGAAGGAAGCGAAGGCCGCGAGCGGCGACAGUGCAGACGGCUCGGACGAAGGAGAUGGCGCUGUGCUGGAGAUGAAGCAGAGCAAAGGCAGCGCGAACGUGGCGGGAGCGCAAGUUUCGGAAGGAGGAAAGGCCGAGCAGACGAAGAAGGAGGACGAUGAGGACGACGAGGCGACGAGCAGCGAAUCAGAAGCGUGGUACGAGAUGGAUGAGAAGGAGCUGGAGCUCAGCCUUCUGCGGUCGAUGGGGACACACCUGAAGUACCAAUUCACGGAAGGGUCUGCACGGAUGAUGUGCAAGAUCUUCUACGCGGAACAGUUUGACGCACUGCGACGGAAGUGCGGAGUGGCGGAUCGGAUUGUCGAGUCGCUGUCGCGGUGUCUCAAAUGGGACUCGAAGGGAGGCAAGACCAAAUCGGUGUUUCUCAAGACGCUGGACGACCGGCUGGUGAUGAAGGCGCUGUCGCCGGUGGAGACGGCGGCAUUUUUGCGGUUUGCGCCGUCGUACUUUAGCCUCAUGGCGGAGUUUCUGUUUCACGAUUUGCCGUCGGUGAUUGCGAAGAUGCUGGGGUUCUUCCAGGUGAUUGUGAAGAACUCAUCGACGGGGACGGAGAUCAAGCUGGACCUGCUGAUCAUGGAGAACUUGUUCUACGAUCGACAGGAGACGCGCAAGUUUGAUCUCAAGGGUUCGAUGCGCAACCGCAAGAUCCAAUCGACGGGCGAACAGAACGAGGUGCUGCUGGACGAGAACAUGGUGGAGUACAUCUACGAGUCGCCGCUAUUUGCGCGAGAGCACGCGAAGAAGCAGCUGCGGGCGUCAGUGUGGAACGACACGCUAUUCCUGGCGCGGCAGAACGUCAUGGACUACUCUCUGAUGGUGGCGGUAGAUGAGUCGCGCAAGGAGCUGGUGGUGGGCAUCAUCGACUGCAUCAGGACGUACACGUGGGACAAGAAGCUGGAGAGCUGGAUCAAGGACCGCGGCUUUGCGGGCGGCGGGCGCAACCGGCCGACAGUAACGAGCCCGAAGGAGUACAAGUCGCGUUUCCGCGAGGCCAUGGAGAGAUACAUCCUGCAAGCUCCCAACUGCUGGCACCUGUUUGGCAGCAUGGGCUACACGCAUCCAGCGCUGGUGCCACGGGCUCACUUUGAAGGCCGCCAAAACACGCCGCCAAAGCACAAGCCGUGUGGAAACCAGCAAAAGAGACAAGCAGGCCAGGCCCUCCGCGUCCACAUGUCGAUCGACCUCAACUGGGACACGCUGACGACGGGGCCGGACGGCGUCGAGCUGGCGGAGCGUAUCCGUGAUUUCAUCCACAGCAAGUUCCAGGCGGUGCCGCUGCCACGGUUCAUCAAGUCGGUGACGGUGCACGAGUUUGAGUUUGGGAGCAUUGCGCCGGAGCUGGAGCUCAAGGAUAUAACGGACCCACUGCCAGACUUUUACGAGGAGAGCGAGGAGGAUGAGGAUGAGGACGAGUAUGAGGAUGACAGCAGCAGAAGCAGAAGCAGUAGCAGCGCCGACGAACAAAGAGAGCAGAGAGAGCAGAAAGAGGAGAGAGGUCAUCGGCAUGAGCUGAGCGACAGUUCGCUGCUGAGCGACGCGACAGAGCAGGUGACAGCGGACGCGAGGAACAGUGGUGGCAUCGCAGCAGCAGCUUCGGCGACGGCUUCGGGCGGCGUGCCGGGCGGCACGUCGAACCUACUGCACCACUUCCACAGCCACCUGGCUCCAGGCUGGUCGGGGACACAGACGCCGCUGGCAGCAAUGGCCGGAGCCCAUCUCGGCGGAAGACCGAAGCACCGUCGCAACCCGUCAUACAGCAGCUCCGUCUCUAUGGGCGGGCCCGACAGCGUGCCGGCAGCGGCCGUGGCCACAUCGUCAUCGUCGUCAUACUCGUCGGCAGCCAACCCGGCGCUGCUGCGGCCGGUCUUGCGAGAAAAACACAGCGUGUCGACGCUGGCGCCGACGUCGUCCGGAAUUCCGUCGCGGCCACCGACACGGGACGCCGCCAUGGCCGGGCUGUCGGGCAGCGGUGGCAGUGCAGCAGCCGAGGAGACAGCUGGCGGAAAGGGUCGUCGUGCAGAGAAGACCGAACAGACAAAACAGACAGAUCACACAGAUCACACAGAAGAGCCGCGACGGCCACACGCCCAUCGGCCACACGAGCCACGAGCCGAGGACAUGCAGGCAGUCUUCCGGAUCCGCUAUGCUGGCGACAUCAAGUUGCUGCUGACGGCAGACAUUCUGCUAGACUAUCCGAUGCCCAGCUUUGUCGGCAUCCCGGUGCGACUGAGCAUCACCGGCCUGACCUUUGACGGCGUCGGCGUGCUGGCCCACAUCCGCAAGCGCAUCCAUUUCUGCUUCCUGGGACCGGAGGAUGCGCUGGCCGCUGUCGGCGACGACGAGUCCGACGGCAUCAGCGGCUGUGACGGUGGCGAUGCUGCGGCUGGCGAGGACGAUAGCAACAUGGACGAUAGUGGCGGAGACCGUGCGACUUUGUCGUCUGCACGGUUCACUUUGCACGGUGCAGCAGCCCCGACACAAUCGCAACCACCGCCUCCGGCAGCGGCGCCACCCAAGCCGCGAACCCGCGUCGGCGGACUGCUGCAGGAGGUCCGUGUCGAGAGCGAGAUCGGACAGCGUCAGGGCGGCAAGCAGAGUCUGAAGAACGUUGGCAAGGUGGAGCGGUUCGUGCUGGAACAGGUGCGACGCAUCUUUGAGGAGGAGUUUGUGUACCCGAGUUUCUGGACCUUUCUGGUGUAG
Molecule: messenger RNA, 9501 nt
Organism: Grosmannia clavigera kw1407
Lineage: Eukaryota; Fungi; Ascomycota; Sordariomycetes; Ophiostomatales; Ophiostomataceae
Product: 1-phosphatidylinositol-3-phosphate 5-kinase
Exons: 3
Coding region: 1-9501 (3166 amino acids)
Biological process (GO): phosphatidylinositol phosphate biosynthetic process; mitochondrion organization
Cellular component (GO): fungal-type vacuole membrane; endosome membrane; ERMES complex
Molecular function (GO): 1-phosphatidylinositol-3-phosphate 5-kinase activity; metal ion binding; lipid binding
Source: RefSeq, a predicted model, not a curated record